GGCGUGUCUAGAGAAGCUCGCUCAAACUUUUGCACGAACACCUAAAAGUUCAAUGGUCCAAAAGGACGGCUCUGGUCGAGAGAUAGAGAGAGAGUAAGAGAGAGAACCGCCUCAGAGAGCGUAAUCACGAAAGAUCAAAUCACCAAGAAUCAUCAUCCACCACCUCUCACUCCCCUUAUCGUACGCCUCUUUAUCUUCGGUCCUUUUAACGUACGCACACGCCAAAGUACGAAAUAGAAAGAGACGGUAAGAGAUUUAUACGACUUUCAAAGUACAAAUCUUUCCCUGAAACAACCCUUGGACUCUCUCCCUCUCUCUUUGGGUAUAUGAUAUAGAGAACAAAAUGAUGUCCCAUGUCUUCUGUGUCUGCUUCAUGCAACAUGUUGGUUUGGAUUUGGUUACAAAAGAUGCAAUCUAAAGUUUAGGAUAAGGUUUUCGGAUUCUCUCUUCACCCUUGUAAUAGUUUCUUGUCGGAGAGCCGCAACAACAAAAAAGAAAAAAAAGGGAAUGCUGCGAUCGGAGGAGUUGAGAGUCCAGUGACGUCAUCAGCUCCGUCUUUGCAUCACAGAAACAACAACCCGACUAUGACCCGGUCGGAUCCAAGAUUGGACCAUGACUUCACCAACAACAGUGGAAGCCCUAUUACUCAGACUCAGAACAGCCAAGAAGAACAGAACAGCCGUGACGAGCUACCCGCCGUCGAACCCGGUUCCGGAUCCGGGUCUACGGGUCGACGUCCAAGAGGAAGACCUCCUGGUUCCAAGAACAAACCAAAGAAUCCGGUGGUUGUCACCAAAGAAAGCCCCAACUCGCUGCAAAGCCAUGUCCUCGAGAUCGCAACCGGAGCUGACGUGGCGGAAAGCUUAAACGCCUUUGCUCGUAGACGCGGCAGAGGCGUUUCGGUUCUGAGCGGUAACGGUUUGGUCACUAAUGUCACUCUGCGUCAGCCUGCUGCCUCUGGAGGAGUUGUGAGCUUACGUGGUCAGUUUGAGAUCUUGUCUAUGUGUGGUGCGUUUCUUCCAACCUCUGGUUCUCCUGCUGCAGCUGCUGGUUUAACCAUUUACUUGGCUGGAGCUCAAGGUCAAGUCGUGGGAGGUGGAGUCGCGGGACCGCUUAUUGCAUCUGGACCGGUUAUUGUGAUUGCUGCUACGUUUUGCAAUGCUACUUACGAGAGGUUACCGAUUGAAGAUGAGCAACAACAAGAGCAGCUACAACCGCAACAGGAAGAAGCUAAGAAGGAGAAGGAAAAUGAUGAUAAUGAGAGUGGGAAUGAUCGGAAUGAAGGGUCUAUGCAGCAGCAGCAGCAGAUGUAUAAUAUGCCUCCUAAUUUUAUGCCAAAUGGUCAUCAAAUGGCUCAACAUGAUGUGUUUUGGGGUGCUCCUCCGCCUCGUGCUCCUCCUUCGUAUUGAUAAAUUAGAUAGGCGGGUGGUUUGCAAGGGUUUCUUUUAGCAGGAAUGAUUUACAUUUUCCCAUCUGUUGAAAUCAUUUAGGAUGGUUAGGCUUUUGUUUGUUAAGCUCUCUCAAAGUUUUCUUCUUUUUUUUUGUGCGGAUUAAUCUUGUGACAUUUAGCUAGUGUUUGUUUGUUUGUUUGUUUUGUGGCGGUGAUUACUGGUUUUUCUGACUGAUUAUUUUGAUCGCGGAUAGCUUUUGAUGAAGACAAACUGAUUGUAGAAUUGCCUUUUUGAGUUUUGAUGUUCUUCUUCUUUCUUUAAGAAGUGGAAAAAACUGGAGCAAUGUCUUGAAGAGAAAUGGUGUGUGGCUUCUUACAUUGAAAGCAUUUAUGACUCGUUCCUUUCUUAAUGUUGGUAAGUGUGAUUCUCAUUGAGCUUUCUUUGUUUCUCAAGGCAUCUUAAUUGUUUAAAGCAUUGUUUAGUUCAUUUCUUAGAUUUUUGCACUUCAAACUCUUACUUGUUGAGGCCGGUUAGUUUGGUUCAGGUAUUCGCUCUAUUACUUUAUUCUUCUCGAGCUUGUGAUGUGGUAAAUACUAGUUAUCAAGGGCAUGGCUUACUUGCAAGUAGAUAACCAUGGUUAUAUGUAGCGAUUUAAGGAGUUUGCAUUUGCUACAUUUUGAAUCUUUAAUUCUAUCGACAUAAGAGCAUACAGAAUAGGAUUCUAGCUCCGCGGCGAUUAGGGUUAGUGAGGUCUUAUGUGCUUAAUAGUGAUAUGUUCUCACAUACAAGUGUUUAUUGUUAACUCUUCUAGUGAGAGUUGUUUGGUAGCUGAGGAACUUCAAAAAAGGUGAUUUCAUUGGUUUUUGGUUUUGGUCCCAACGUUUUAUUGCCAAAAAAGGGUGUUGUUAUGGUUUCCUUAAAUAUGGUACUUUUUUGGAUAUUUUCCACAGUCUUUGGUCUUACAAAUUCCUCCUUUUGUGUUACACUUGCAAUACAAGCAAAUCAAAAUAGAAGUACGGACGAUUUGGUCCCAUCAUAACUUAACUCCGUAUUUUUGUAUUUCAACGGUUGAGUACAAAAUGAUAACGUUUUUUAACUCCUUGGGAUGAUUUAUUUUUAUUUCUGUGGGUUAACGAUUUAGCCAUCUACGUAAUUUUUGUGGGAAAAUUGUUGCCAAGGUUUAUAAUAUAUUAAUUGUUUAUUUGUGUUUUGCGAUUGCAAGUUCAUUUUGAAAUAUUUUGUUGGUGUAUAAAAAGCAUAAUAUAUUAACAUGCAAAUGUGAAAA
Eutrema salsugineum is the source of this 2676-nucleotide messenger RNA. Its product is annotated as AT-hook motif nuclear-localized protein 15. The record is from RefSeq and is a predicted model, not a curated record. Gene Ontology annotation, cellular component: nucleus. Gene Ontology annotation, molecular function: DNA-binding transcription factor activity; minor groove of adenine-thymine-rich DNA binding. The transcript is spliced from 3 exons. Bases 585 to 1409 code for a protein of 274 amino acids. NCBI's taxonomy places the organism in Eukaryota, Viridiplantae, Streptophyta, Magnoliopsida, Brassicales, Brassicaceae.